Molecule: messenger RNA, 3127 nt
Organism: Protopterus annectens (West African lungfish)
Lineage: Eukaryota; Metazoa; Chordata; Ceratodontiformes; Protopteridae
Product: zinc finger CCCH domain-containing protein 10-like
Exons: 26
Coding region: 257-2557 (766 amino acids)
Biological process (GO): regulation of cell population proliferation; defense response; response to peptide hormone
Molecular function (GO): metal ion binding; RNA polymerase II cis-regulatory region sequence-specific DNA binding; DNA-binding transcription factor activity, RNA polymerase II-specific
Source: RefSeq, a predicted model, not a curated record
GCUGGGAUAGUGGUGUGCUAGUUUCUGUUUCGUUGGAUAGUUUCCGGUUGGGCUGUAUAGAUCGUAUUUAUUUCGUAUAACUCGCUUGUUUGUGUUUUGUUUUAAGGUCAGCCAAAGCAAGAUGCAACUCCUUCCCAGUUAAUGCAGGGGGCCCCUGAAGUUUUUUUUUUAGUCUGCAAAUCAUCAUUAUUCAGGUUAAUAUUAUUCUGUGGUCCAUGUAAAUGCCAGCACAUCAGGCCUCAAUAAAUCACUCAAAAUGAGCCAGUGGGAGAGCCUUCAGCAGUUAGAUCCGGUGCAUCUGCUUCAGGUGGAUGAAUUGUACAGUAAGAACCAAUUCCCAAUGGAGGUGCGGCACUACCUGGCACACUGGAUAGAAAAUCAAAGCUGGGAUAAAGCAAUAGAAAACGAGUCUGUGGCUACAGUUUUGUUUCAAAACUUCUUGGAAAACCUGGACAUCCAGUACAGUCGCUUUGCCAAUGAUAAAGACACUUUUGUACAGCAGCACAACCUUAGAAAAUUCAAGCACAACUUACAGGCGGAUUAUCAAGAUGCACCAACAAGACUUGCCUUUUUAGUGACUAAGUUACUGAGGGAUGAAAAGAAGAUAUUGACUUCUGUCCUAAACGCUCAACAGUGUCAGAUGUUACUGCCACAGGUGACCUCCUUCAAGACUGUCAGACAGCAGGACAUUGAAAAGCUGAUUGAAAAGCUAAAAGUGUUUGUACAGGAGGUGGAUCUUGAUGUCAGGUUUCUAGAAGAGCAUCAGGAUGAGUUUGAUUUUAGAUAUAAAACCCAAAGAUGUCAAGAGAACAGCGUGCAGCAAAAUGAACAAAAGAUUUUGCAGUGUAUGCUGAACGAUCUUGAUAAAAAUAGAAAGAAUGUUCUGGUUAAAUUCAAUGAACUGAUGCAAAAAUCUGAGAUUUUAUUGAAUCUCCUUGUUUGUGAAGAACUCUCGGAAUGGAAAGUUCGCCAGCAGAAGGCCUGCAUUGGAGCUCCAUUGGAUACAAAUCUGACUGAGAUGGAAAACUGGUUUACAGCAUUUGCAGAAUCCUUAUUCCUCAUAAAGCGUCUACUGAAGAAAUUAAGUGAACUUUGCAUGAAGGUCACAUAUGGAAAAGAUCCUUUCAAAUCCCAACAGCCUCUGCUGGAAGGAAAAACUGAAGAGCUACUGUCGAUGCUACUCAAAAGUGCAUUUGUGGUGGAGCAUCAACCUUCUAUGGCCAAAAGACCAUUGGUGCUGAGGACCAGUUUACAGUUUUCUGUCAGAGUCAGGUUGUUGGUGAGACUUCCAGAUCAAAACAUUUUCAUGAAGGUGGUUGUGGCCAUUGACAAGAAUCCUCCAAAAGGAAAGGGGUAUCGGAAGUUUAACAUUCUCGGAACUGCCAGCAAGGCCCUUGCUGUGGAUGAAUUCAGAAACGAAGGUUUGAUAGCUGAUUUUAAACAUCUGACUUUGAGGGAACAAAAAGCAGGGACUGGAGGAAAAGGAAAUAAUGAUGUAUCAUUGAUAGUGACAGAAGAACUUCAUAUCUUCAGCUUUGAUGCAGUUCUUGAAUAUCAGGGUCUCUCUAUCAAUUUAGAGACAUCAUCUUUGCCAGUGGUUAUUAUAUCAAACGUAAGUCAGUUGUCCAGUGCGUGGGGCUCCAUUUUAUGGUACAACAUGAUGUGUACAGAUUUAAAGGAUGUUACAUUCUUUUCCAAUCCUCCUGCAGCGCCUUGGAAACAACUUGCUGAUGUGCUCAGCUGGCAGUUCUUAUCCUCCGCUCAGCAGGAGUUAAAUGAGGAUCAGCUGUCCAUGUUGGCCGAGAAGCUUUUUGGAGCUAUGGAAAACUAUGCAGACAGUUCACUUAGCUGGACAAAGUUUAUAAAGGAAAAUAUGCCAAGUAGGGGCUUUUCUUUCUGGACUUGGAUUGAUGGAAUUCUGACAUUAAUCAAGAAUUACAUUGAGGAUAUCUGGAAGGCAGGAUAUAUUAUUGGCUUUGUGAGUAAAGAAAAAGAAAAAGCAAUGCUGAAAGACAAGAUGAUGGGGACUUUUUUGCUGCGUUUCAGUGAAAGUAGUAAAGAUGGUGGCAUUACAUUUUCAUGGGUGGAACAUUUGCCUAAUGGUAAAUCCCUUGUUCGUUCUGUGCAGCCAUAUACCAAAAAUGAUCUACAGUGUAUUAGAUUGGUGGAAAUUCUCAGAAAUUACCAGCUUCUUGCAGAGGAAAACAUUCCUGAAAACCCUCUGAAAUAUCUUUAUCCUAAUAUCCCAAAGGAUGAAGCAUUUGGGAAAUUCUAUGAAGACAAAGAUGAUGGUUCUGCAGCAGUUAAAAAGUAUUUGAAGACUAGACUGAUAAUGGUGUCAGAAAGAUGCCCUUCUGAAUCUUCUGAGCCAGUUGAGCUCCCUGACGAUUUAAUGGAGUUUGGUGAUGAACUGCUUGGAUGUGACCCAGUAAUGACAGAAAGUGAGAGUAUAAUGGAGAUUACAGAGCUGAUGUCGUCACUGCCACAUGGUUUGAGCUCGUCUACUGGAGAAUCUUUUGGUUUGUUGUUUCCAGAUGACAUUGUAACUGAUUUCUAAUCCUCAGAUGAGUCUUUCACAUUUUAGUAAUGAAACAUUUUGUAUUUUGCAUGGUGAUAUCAUCAUGCAGGAGCUUUUUUUAAUCACUACACUCAUGAUGGGGAUAUACAGUUUCUGUCAGUUGUCUGGCUAAAUGACUUUUAGGUCUUUGACCACUGGUAUCGUCUAAUCAUGCAGAUGUUGGAUAUACAAGCCUCUCGAUCGGACUUCAACGUAGGUUAUUAUCUGAUAUGUUCUCAGUUCUUUGCUACAGUACUGAUACAGUUUUGCUGCUUCAGCAUUAUAUCUGCAUUGCUAAACAAUUCAAGAAACACAGAUGAGCAAUGCUGAGAACUUCACAUAAAUUAAGAACAGGUUAAGCUGCUGAAUUUUCAUGUAAUCUCUGUACAAUUUACAAUAGUAGAAUAAUUGGAACAAAGUAUCACUACUACUUUUUUCAGUUUAUAUGGUAUUCCCUUCAUUAGUACUUCAUCUUCAGUUGAUAUAUUUGUUUAGGGAAAUUAAGACGCUUGAUUUCAUAAAACUGAAGCAUUUUAAAGAUGUCACUGUAUAAUAAUAAUUUAACUCUUA